CAGGCUGAUGAGAUCCUUCGAGGAAUCCUGUAUCGGCCUUGGGUUCAGAUUGGUGCGACAUUGCUCAAACGAUGAUGAAUAAGGAGAGGUCUUCCGUGGCUUUCGACGCUCUGUGAGGUCGAGUGACAAAGGACCGUGCUCAAGGUGGAAAGGGUCGCACCUUCCUUGACACGAUGCCUACGCUCCUUCCUCGCACGGCCAAGUAAGGGGAAACGAGAUGAGAGUAGCACAGGCCAAAGCAGUGGUAUGUGUCGACCUGCACAAGGAUCAAAUGGGUGCUGGUUCAACGUCAAAGUUUGCUUCGUUCAUUCACCGUUUGUCGUUUGCCUCAAGCGAUGUCGACGUGGCGCUGCAUAAGCUUUCCCCGUUUGCUCAUUCACCCUGCAUUUGUACGGUGACAACACCUCCACCCUGUUUUGCCUGUUCUUGCAGAGCGUCCAAGAAGAUUUUCUUCCUCCACCACACUGGGCGUUGGCGACACGACUUGUUCGCAACACCUACGAACAUGCCACCCAAGACGAACGGGCAGGCAGCGUCGGCUGCGAAUCUUUGUGGCAGAGCACAAUCCAACACGCUUCAAGACAAUGAAGCGGGCCAUGCUUCUGGGAACGACUCAUCCGCAGGCCAAAAUGCCUCGUUUCCACUUCGCCGCUGCUCUCCGCUGUUGGAAGUCGAUGAGAUUGCAGUACCGCGAGACGAGGACUCUGAGAUUCCAUCUCUCGGCACCACCAACCUGUUGACAGAAGAAAUGAAGAAGGACAAACCGUUCGCGCAAAGAGCUGCUCCACCAAUUCCUCACCCAGCCACUUCCACUGCGGUAAUGCUAGGACAAGGAACUGCUGGUCAAGCAUUGAACAGGCUCGUGCGGAGUCUCCCAAAGCUUCGAGAUUUUCGAGUUGACAUUGUGGGCAACUCGAUUCGUUUCGGCACUCUAACGGACGACCUUAGCGGUAGCCAGAACGACUUCCAUACGCGCACCACGGAGGCCGCAGCCAAAGGCCUCAAGACUCCUUUCACCUAUGCCGCACCAGAUUGGAGUGCAUCAUACGAACAGCGCUUCAUGAUCGCACAAAGUUUCCAGGCCAUCCUACAACGCAUCCCUGAUGAGCCGACCGAUCUUUCCGGAAUUGCAAUGCAGUUGAUGUUUCACUGUGCCGUUACUUCCACACCUUGCCUGCCCCGUUCGAUCUACCAGGCCGUCACAAGUGUUUCCCCAGGCUUCGCGCUGUCGGCCACCCGCUGGGCCGAAAAAGUCUGGCCUGGACUCUCGUCGCUACAAAUCGAGAUGCCAACAAAGCCACGGCAACAAGAUGUUGAAAUUCUGGAUCGCGUCUACAUCAAGGCCUGUGAAUUGUCACUCGCUACUGGAUCCUUUUUCGAAGGCAUAAUGGAGUCUUGCCGACUGGCGGACGCUUUCAAUGAAUCUCAACAUGCUGCUUCCGGGGAGAAGUGCCACUGCUCGGAGGAGGAGUCCAAAUCGACCGAUCACCAUCUCUGCCAUGAAGACUGGCAGCCUGCUCCUCAAGCAUCAGCACAUACCCAGCAAAAUUUGAUCAGCCAGAUUUGUCGUGAACAAGCAAGGCAUACGAAAGAUUCGCACCAUUGUCUUGCAUCUGGCGAAGCCACUGUCGGGAAGCGCGAGGCAGAUACUCGUCGGCACGUUCGCUUCUCCACACCUCCACCUCCCAAGAAGAACAAGCCUGGCGUGGCGAUCCUGAAAGCCAAGGCCAAAUCUCUCGUCUCCAAGAUGAAACUUUCAUGUAGACGGCUGGCGAGUGUGGUGUGGAAAGGAGAUGGCAAGGCUGUUAAUCGCUAUGACACCGGUCACCAAGAUCAGCCAAAGAAAGGCGUGACAAGCGAGGUGGCCUCGCACAGCGCUCAGAGCACUGCGGAAUGCCGCGAGGGGAUGCAGGAUCUGCAAGCCGCGCGCCCCCAGCCUCGCCGUGAGCACCGCGCAGAUCUGCAGGAGAUUGUCGACAUGACCCUCACGAUUCAACAGACGUUGGAGGCAGCCCGGCAGACCUCUCAACAAAUUCUGGAUACAGCCCAGCGGACGUUAAAGACAACACAGCAGGCGGCUCAGCAGAAUCUGCAUACAGCGGAGCAAGCGGCACAGCAGAUCCUGGCUAUCGCUGACCAAACCGCUCGUUCGAUGAUGGAUAUGGCCAAGCAGAAGUCGUGAUACAAGACAACAAGCAUCCGAUACACUGAACGAAGCGGCAAGGUACGAUACUUGCGGGUGAUCAGACCAAGCUUGACGAGAUUAAUCAAACUUCGUGUGG
Molecule: messenger RNA, 2282 nt
Organism: Neohortaea acidophila
Lineage: Eukaryota; Fungi; Ascomycota; Dothideomycetes; Mycosphaerellales; Teratosphaeriaceae
Exons: 3
Coding region: 218-2182 (654 amino acids)
Source: RefSeq, a predicted model, not a curated record